Messenger RNA from Fusarium poae, 864 nucleotides. RefSeq lists its product as uncharacterized. Bases 1 to 864 code for a protein of 287 amino acids. Lineage: Eukaryota; Fungi; Ascomycota; Sordariomycetes; Hypocreales; Nectriaceae. The transcript has a single exon. The record is from RefSeq and is a predicted model, not a curated record.
AUGAGUUGGAUGGACAGUUGGAGCCGGCCCUCCAAAUCCCAAGCGACACCAGCGCCUUUCUACCUGUUACCUGGAGGAGAAGCAACGCCUUACUGUCAUUCGUGCGGACGAGUCAUUAGCACUCGAAAGAGUACAGCAUCGGCUAAAAACAACACGCCAGUCAAAUACUGCUCGAGCCGAUGCCGGACACAAAAGCCUGGCAAGUUAGACCGUGAGCUCGAAAGGGCCUUUGUGAGACUAUUGAACGCCGAAGAGCAUGUUACUGCAGAAAAGGAACCGACCAAGGGAACAUCUGGAAAGCACAAGAAAGGGAAGAAUAGCAAGGGCGACAAUCGGAUCUUGGUAUCGUGCAGCGCAGCUGAGGAGAUAGUCUUUGGACCCAACCGGACCUCGAUGGAGGAAGGACACGAGGAAAGCCACAGCGAGGACGAGAUACCUCAGGCAUCUGAACCUGCACAGACGGCAGCUGAGCCACGAACAUCUGAAGAAGACACAGACCUUGCAGACAUUCUGAAAGAUGAUAUUCACGUCGAUGGCGAUGUGCUUGCGCGUAUGUCGGUCCGCAGUGGCACACGCAUCCGCCCGGCGCAAUCAGUCUCUGAAGUGAAUGGCAGCGUGGGCGGCGAGAAGGGACGCGCAGAAAGAAUCCAUGAGACCGAUGAAAUGUUGGAAAAGCGCAAACAAGGACAGAAGAGAGCCAAAGAGCGUGAAAUGACCAAGUGUGCAGCGCGAAGAGGUGUCGUGUUUGGGUUCUCUGUUAAUGAUGAUGGUGAGAAGCGCCUUUGUGAGGCCGUCAUGUCCGGAAAAGUCGUGGAGCCUAGCUUUGCCAAGGGAGAUUGGGCGAUACGUUGGAGAGAGUCGUAG